AAAAAAAGAGAUAGAAUUAAAAUUAAAGGAAUGAUAUUUUCACGUCUAACGGCAAGUGAGACUGAGCGAGCGAGCGAACGAGCGAAAGGCAGAACGUGAGAAAGAGAGAGCAAUCGCGUUCAUGAUUAUGACACGAAUAUUCUCACAUACUUUCCACAGAAUACGAGGACACACGGCAGGCACACACGACACUGCGCGAACGAAAAUUAACGAAACCGAAGGAACAAAUCGAGGAGAGAAAAGAAGAUAGGGACGAGGGGGUUCAGGUUGUAGAGAUCGAGGAAAUUGAGGAAACCGAAACCGGGAGGAAGAAGAAAAAGGAUGUGGAAGAGAUUGAGGAAGAAAUCGAGACAAUUAUCGUUGAGACAGACUCGAAGCGCAAACUGGCUCAGAAACAAAAGAAACGCGUGGAUGUGGAAGAAGAAGAGAUCAUAGAAAAAGAGAGAAAAGAAUUGAUACCUAAAAGACCUCGUAUUGGACGAGAUGAGGUUGAAAUGGAAGAAAUCGAAGAGUUCGAGAUAAAGGAAGACAGAUCUGUGCCUUCCCUCAUAUUAAAUGUUCCUAGCCAACGUCAUCAGAUAAUACCUUUGGAUCGUACUAUCGAGCAAGCACUUGAUAAACCGGAAUUGGAAAAAGCUAAACUAACAAUGGACACCAUUACGCCGUUAACCGAGCAUUUGAUUCCUAUUCAGGAGAAAGAAAUCGAUGAUAUUAGCCAAAUUAAACUCAUAGAACGAAAAGCAUCCUUGUCCAUUUCGCCAAUGGAACCUUACUCCAUCACGGAAACAACCGUCCAAGCUUCUACUGGCGAAUUCGUGGGUACUUUCAAACCUACAUUCUACGAAGCGACACGUGGUAUCGUGCCAUCCGAAAGUCUGGUAGUCAGCGAAACUCUGGCCAACGAUGCUGGAUUAUCCAGUUUAACCAUUAAUAAACAGGAAAUCAGUAAAACUGCAGACGUUAGUGUGACUCUUCAGGAAGCCACGACUGUUUAUGAAACCAUGGUAAGUCAAAAGGAAGCUCCAACGGAAGAUUUCGUGUCACCAUCGACUGUCAGAGCAGAAGACACUAUCCUUCCUCAAAUAGGAUUGUCUGUGUACGAGAUUCAGGAAGGAUUAACGGAAGAUAAAUUAGAACCCUUGAAGACUUUACCGACUAAGCCUAGAGUGAAUGUCACUGCGGUUGAACCAUUGCUCGUGGAAGAGGUUAGAGCAGAGGACAAACCAGGAAAGUAUUAUCCAGAACUUGUAGUUCCGACAGAGGUCGCUACUGAGACCGUAAUUCCUCAACGACAACGAGUGACUGAGGAAAUGCACGCACCUGAAAAGGAAGGCAUGUAUGUUCCAGGAAGAUUACCACCUAGUCAGAAAGCACAAGUUGGAAUAUCUUAUGGAAACGAAACUGCUAUAGUUCAGCAAAAUAUCGUACAGGAAAGCGAAGGAGUAUUUAUUUCAGAAAGAAAAACUGACACUUUUGAAGCUACGCCCAAUGUCACUGUACUUGAAGGAGUUUCCGUGUCCACAGUUCAAACUCAAGAUACAGAAAGCGACUUGACAAUUGAAGAGAUGAAGAAGGCAGUGGCUGAUUUGAAUAUUAUUGAGAUCACAUCAGCAGUGACGAGUGAAACUGUGCCAUCUGAGAAAGAGAAAGAAUAUCAACUCGGAGACAAACCAGCUAUCAAAACGGCUGAAAUGUCUAUUUCCUUGUUGGAAAUUGGUUCCAUCGCGAGCACUAUCAUUCAAGAGUCUGAAGGAAUAUAUCAUCCUGAUCAGAAACCAACCAAAGUAUUGGCAGAAACUUCUAUCAAACCUGAAGAAUAUGUGCAGAUAUCUGAGAUUCAAACAGCGGAUUAUCCAUCUGAUUUUAAGGAAGAAUUGAAAUACGUGCAAGAAAGUGGAACAAUUGCUGUACAAUUAAUAGAGGCUAAAAUGAUUCAAGAAACUAUGACCCAUGAUCGUGAAGCAAAGAUGGAGGAAUUAGUAAAACCAGAAGAACGUGUUGUAGAUACAAGCUACGAUGCAAUUAAAAGUGUCGAAGUAUUCCAAACUACAUCCAUAGAGAAGGAAGCUGAUCUAAAGAUCUUCGAAAUGCCAGAAUCUCAUCGUGGAAAGGCAGUACCAACUCAUCCUAUUGUUUCAUUGGAGAUCGAAAUGACUCAACCGGAAGAUAAUUUAGGCAUGAUAAAAAAGGAAAUUCCAUCAUCUGGUAUCGCUAAAAUAGAACCUAUUGCUUUGCAAGAAACCAUAAUAGGUGAAACUGUGAUCGUUGAAGACGUAGCACCGGUUCAAAAAGACAAAGUUCCUGAAUUCAAGAUGGCCGAAGUGAUAAUGAAUGAGAUUGAAAGUUUACGCACCACAAUGGUGAUAGCUAGCGAGAAAGAAGCUGAAUAUACUGAGAUUUCUGAAGUGAAAGGAGCUUAUGCUACUACAGAAUUUACUACACAGGUGGCGCCAGUAUUCGAAGAAGUUAGAACUCAUUCACCGACAGAAGAAUAUAUCUCGGAAGAGAAACCAAUCUCCAGUGUGGCUCAACCAUCGCACGUUCCAUUGGAAAGUGUAACAAUUGCUAUGCAAGAAUUGGCAGAAAAGGAAGAUUUGUACACAACUGAAAUACAGCCAAAUAAGAAAACUGCGAUUGUCGAAUUGACCGAGCCUAUACCCGGUCCAAUUAUUCUUGAAGUUAUUUCUCAUGAUCGUGAGAAUAUAUACAGUCCUGAUGUAAAACCACAAGAUUAUACCGCUGAAACUUUAAUAUCUGGUCAUAAAGUUGCAUUAAAAUAUGAGACUUUGGUGGAACAAAGUACUGCUAACAUGAGCAUCGAUAAACCGAAAUCAAAAAAGGCCAUACCACAACGAGAUGCUUUGGAAGAAUUGAUUGUGACAGAAACAACUAUUGCCGAGACUGAAAAGACCAGAGAAACAGAUAUUUUUCCAACUAUCCAAAAUGCAGAGAUUGAAAUUCAAUCGAAAACCGAAAAAUUAACCGUGAUCGAGGUGACAAGUAUCCAGGAAGAAGAAAAAUUAGAAAUAGAGAAGAUACCAAAAGAAAGAAAAGUUGUACUGGGUAUCACUGAAGGACACGAGGUAGCUGAAAUGCAGGAGACUGUUCUAGCAAGUAAUAUUAAAAUUUUAAAGGAAGAAAAAAUCAAAGAAGAGCACGCUAAUCAACAACAAAGUGGAUUAGAAGUUGUAGAGCAGACAGAAAUAUCAAUCUCUGAGAAAGAGUCUCCUCUUCAAGAAGACGUGAGACCUGAUAUCAAAAACGUUGAAGUUACAUUCCAAGAAGGGGAGGGUGUUGUGGUAGAUAUGACGCAUCCUGAGGAUAAAGAGGGAAUAUUCACUCAAGAAGAAAAGCCAAAAAGUGUAGAAGCUACAGUAGAUAUCAUCACGCAAGGAGUAGCAUCCAAAUUUGAAAUUUUGAGUGACACAGGCUUGAGUGAUUUGCCGCAUGAAACAGUUCAAGAGAUAAAACCUAAAACUACAAUAUUACCUAUCGAAGCUGCAAUUGCUGAAGAAGUACAGACGAGAGAAACAGAGGCACCAUUCAGUAAGAUUAAACCUAACGAUAAGAAAGCGAAUCUCGAGUUUGUGACAGGCGAAGGUUUGAUUAUUUCAGCGAUUACAACUGAAGAUAAGGAGAGUCUACUUCCAGAAACUGAAAAACCGAAAACCAAAUCCGCCAGUUUCGACAUUCCAACGCAUUUAGUAGCUCAGACCAUCGAGACUACUACUACAGACAAUGUAGGCGAGUUUAAACGAGAAGAAAUGCAUACAGUUACAGCUACAACUGAUCAUAUCACAUUCCGCAGUGUGAUUACAUCUGAAACAGCUACUGGUGAUCUUGAAAAAUCAAUGGAAGACUUCGUUCAACCAGACAAAAAAAUGGUCAAUGUUUCUUUUCAGGAGGAAGAAGGAAUAACAGUUAUUGAAACAAUUGCAUCAGAUAAAGAAAAAGAGUACUUCAAAAAGCUAGAAAUACAAGAAGAACAGGCUACUGCAAGCUUUGAUGCGCAUAAAGUUGCACAAUUAACAGAAAUCAAUCCAGCUGCUAUUUCUAAAGAUUUAACUGUACCUGCUCCAAUCACAGUAGCUGCCAAGGAAGAACGAUUACCAUUUGAAAGUAUCGUUCAAACAGAAACCAUCGUAUCUGAAACUGAGAAGGAAUUCAAGAAUAAACCUGUAAUCACUAAUAAAGCAGAGGUUUCUGUCAAUGAAAUCAUCAGUGCAACGACUACUACUGAGAUUCUAGGUGAUAAAGAAGAUAUUCUUCAGAUAUCUGAGAAACCAUCUGAGAAACAAGCUAGUGUACAAUUCGCUGGACACGUGAUUGCGGAAAAGACAGAAGUGACUGUCGAUUCCAGUGCUGGUAAAUUGGAAAAAGUAAAACCGGUCUCCGCAUUAGCAGUGCCAUCUAGCAUUCCUUUGGAAGCUGUGAUCAGCUCGGAAAUUCAACCAACUGAAGUUGAAGGACCGUUUAUCAAAGACAAAAAACCAUUAAAAGCUCUAGCAGACUUAUCUGUAGUAGAAGAGCAAAGUAUAGAAGUGUCAACCGUGAUCUUGGAAGAUAAAGAGGAAGAAUACAAGUCUAAAAAUUUACCAGAGAUAAAGACUGCUGGAAAGAACCUGGUUUCUGGUCAUAUGGUAGCCGAAACGACUAUGCAGAUUGUAGAUUUCAGCACUGGAGAAUUCAUUCAAGAAAAGCCAUCAGGUGCUAUUGCUGUAUCAGAACAUGUUCCAUUCAUUUCAUUAAUAGAAUCUCAACCAAUUAUACAGGAAAGCGAGGACAAAUUCAUAUCAGGUCAAUUACCAGAAAACAAGACCGCCAUUAUAGAUCUUGAAGAGAGUAAAAAAAUCGUAACUGUGUCUCAAAUAACUCCAGCAGAUAAAGAAUCUUUAUACAUUUCUGAAGAACAGCCGUCAAAGCAUGCAGCCUCGAUUGGAUUAGACACCACCCAUGGAAUUGCUGAAACAACUACCAUCUCCGUAGAAGAUUCAAUAAGUGAAGUGAAAUUAGAGAAACCAGACAUCAAAAAAGCACAAACCAGUCAAGAACUAUAUCAAAGCUUACUGGUCACGCAAGACAUCAUUCAAGAUCGAGAAAAUACCUUCGAAGGAAAGUUUAAGCCAACUAUUCAAAAGGUAGAAGUAUCUAUCGAAGAAGGCAAACAUGUGACUAGUGUCAUCGAAGUUAGCGCAGCCGAUAAAGAAGAGAUAUUAAAGACAAUCCAAGAAGAAAGAAUAAGAUCAGUAAUGCCGAUUAUUGUCUCUGGACACGAAGUAGCGGAAAGAUCUGAAAUUAUACCACAUUUGAGUACUAAAGAAAUGGACAUCAUUAAACCUACUACAGCCACUGCACAAGUAGGUCAAAAACCAUUCGAAACGAUCGAGAUGACAGAACAAGUGCUGGCAGAAAAAGAAGUAGACAAGAUCGAGGAAAUAUCACUGCAGAAGACUAGUGCUCGAAUCGCCAUAGACGAAAACAGAUUUAUCGCUAUCACAGAAGCGACCACAGCACAAGAUGUCGAAGCUGAACUGUCAAUAAUUAAGAAACCUCGAGAAGAAAUAGCAAAAUCAUCGAUGGAGGGUAAAGAAGUUGCUGAACAAAUGGAGGUAAGUCUCAGAGAAGGAUUGGGAGACUUACCUGUAACACCACGACCAACAACAUUCGAAGCUCAUUCAACGCAGACUACAUUGGAAAGCGUUGAUAUCAGUGAGACUGUUCCGCAAGAACAUAGCACAAUAUUCGAGGAGAAAAUGAAGAUGGACGAACGAAGUGCGAAAGUGAGCUUCGUUGAAGGAAAGAGUGUCAAUAUUUCUCACGUUAUUUCUCAAGACAAGGAAGACACAAUGAUUAUACAAAAACGUGAAGAGAGCACAGCGGAAAUGACUUUAACAAAGGUUGGAAUGGAUGUAGCACAAAAAGCUCAGGUAUUUAUUGAACAGAGCACUGGAUUGGUUCAGCCGUUCGAGAAAUAUGAGGUUCAAGCUCAUCAUAAACAGGAUGCUCUAGAACCAAUUAUUGUGGAAGAAAUCCCAAGCGCAGAAAGUGAAGGAGUUUUUGACAAAUAUCCAAGAACAGUUUUCUCUACAGCGAUGCAGACGUUCGAACAAGGUCAUGGAAUAUCGAUAACAGAAGUUACUUCAGCGGAAGCGGAGUCUGUACUGAAAGAAAAGAAACUGGAUACUUCGCAGACAGCUAAUAGUACUCUUAUCAUGGAACGUAAUAUCGUUGAAACAACUAUGAUCGAAUCUCAAAUUAGCAUACCAGAUAAGAUAGAACAAGUAAGCAUGAAACCUCAAGUAGCUAUUCCUGAACAAGACACUUUCGAAAGCAUCAUAGUGAAUGAGAACAUAGUGGAAGAAAGCGAGCGCACAUUCGAAGGUGUAUUCAAACCUCAAACUCAAAAAGCAGAUAUCGAUAUACAAAAAGUGACAUCUCUUCAAGUGUCAGAGACUAUCACGGAAGACAAGGAAAGUGUUUUCGAUGUGGUACCUAAACGAGAAGAGGUCAAAGCUAUCCAGGACAUCAGUUUGCAUGAAACCGUGAUUGGAUCUUUAGUAGAAAGUAUUCAGAAUAUUCAGGAAAUUCACGAGGAGAAACGGAUAUCAUCUCAAGCUACGAUGGCUCAAACUAUGAUAGAAACAGCUGUAAAAAUAGAGACAACUGUUGGCGAAAAAGAAGACACAUUUGAAGGAAAAGAUUUUAAACUUGAACAGCAAAAAGGCAAACCUCAAAUGGAAGGACUUAGCACUGUCAUUGUUACGGAAAUUGUUUCUAAUGAAAUUGAAGAUAUUUUACCAGCAACAAUUACUCCCAAAGAACAACAGGCUCAGCCUAGUCUUACAGGCAGAGAAAUUCCGGAAAUAACACAAGUGAUUGCUGCAUCGACUACUGAAGAAUUCGAAAAAGUAACUCAAUUGAAAAAACAGCAAGGCAAGGUAGAAAUGGAAGAGAUGUCUUCCGUCACAAUUUUUGAAGUAAUUUCUAAUGAAACCGAAGAUAUAUUUGCUUUGAAAACCACGCCUAAAGAUCAAAAAGCAAACUUUAAUAUUUUAGGCCGUGAAAUCGCAGAAACAUCUCAAAUAACCACUAUAACGGAAACAGAAGACCUUACAUUGAAGAGACCCGAAGAACAAAAGGGAAAACCUAAAUUAGACGAACUGAUACCUCUUACAAUUUCACAUGUGGUAUCUGAAGAAGCAGAAGAAACAUUGCUAAUGGUUGAAGUUCCAAAAGAGAAGACAGCUCAGCCAAGUUUGACCGGAAGAGAUGUUGCAGAGAUCAUGCAAGUAUUGGCUGUUGCUAGUGCUGAGGAACUCGUAGCAUCCAAAGCUCCGGAAGAACAGAAAGGUAAGCUACAAGUGGAGGAAUUGGCAUCUUUAACUGUCUCGCAAAUGGUUUCUCAAGAAGCGGAGGAAACAUUGCCUACACCAGAAAUACCGGUCGAAAGAGAAGCCCAACCCAGCUUAAUAAGCAGAGACGUAGCACAAAUGAUGGAAAUAUUAACUAUGGCAAAUAUCGACACUUUAGCUGAAGAUAAAAAGCCUGGAGAACAGAAAGGUGUUCCUGGAUUGGAGGAAUUUGUUCCUUUAUCCGUGUCGCAGACGAUUUUCACAGAAACGGAGGAUGUGUUAGUCAGUCCUGAAGUACCGACAGAAAAAAUUGCUCAGUCGAGUUUGACUGGUCACGAUGUGGCACAGACAACUCAGAUAUUAACUAUGAUCGCUGCUGAAGAAUUAAUAGCUGAUCGUACACCAGAAAAACAAAAAGGAAAACCAAAUAUAGAAGAAUUGACAUCCGUUAUGGUUUCUCAAACAGUAUCUCAUGAAACUGAAGAGACAUUGGAGAAACAUAUAGCUCCAAGUACAGCGAUUGCUAAACCUGCACUGACAGGUAGAGAAGUC
This is a messenger RNA of Apis dorsata (giant honeybee), 7904 nucleotides long. RefSeq lists its product as uncharacterized. The transcript is spliced from 2 exons. Lineage: Eukaryota; Metazoa; Arthropoda; Insecta; Hymenoptera; Apidae. The annotation marks the transcript as partial. The record is from RefSeq and is a predicted model, not a curated record.